AAACAGCAGUAUUAUUAUUAUAGUAGGUACCUAUCUCGGCGUCAUCGCUGAACAAUUUGCCAUUAUUAGCCAGUACGAAAUCAGUUCGGCCUGCAGUCGACGUCGGUGCAGCAAUAAAUAGAGGUGCAUUCUCAUCGCGUACAUGGAAAUAAAUAUCGCGCAAUAUAAUAGUAAUACAAGUACGUAAAGGUAAGUUUUCGGGUCUGCUGCGAUGCUUUUCCGGACCGCUUUGGCGCUUGGCGUUUUAUUGGCGUUUAGCGACGCCCUGUCGCGGCAAAAGAGAAUCGUUGGCGGAUAUCCUUCGCUGCUGCCGGAAUCCGACGGCUUCAACGUCAGCCAACCGUCCGGUAAUUACGGUAAUUCCCAGAAUAACCAGAAUAUCGUGAUACAAGUGCAAGACGACUACCGGUCCGCCACGGUCACCGGUGUUGAGGAACCGGAAGGCUAUCAAGCGUACAAAGGCAUCAGGUACGCCGAACCACCGGUGGGAAGACUCAGGUUUCAGCGUCCGUCUUUUCUUCGUCUUUCUGGAGAAGUCGAUGCCACCAAAUUUGGAUCUCCUUGCCCACAGUUGAGUUCUGAUGGCAGUGGACUGGUUGGAAGUGAAGAUUGUUUAUUUCUCAAUGUGUUCACUCCGUUGAAAAAACUCAACAACUCAAAUAUUCCAGUAUUGAUUUGGAUACACGGAGGAGGUUUCUUUAGUGGUUCGGCUUUACAAUAUGGACCUGCCCAUUUAGUGAAAAAUAAUAUUAUUGUAGUUACAAUACAAUAUAGACUUGGAUCAUUAGGUUGGCUUACAAGUAAUUUAAAACUUCUUCCUGGAAAUGUUGGACUGUUUGACAUGAGUGCUGCUGUUCAAUGGGUCAAAGAUUAUAUUAAUCAUUUUAAUGGAGAUCCAGAACGAAUAGUUGUAUCUGGUCAAGGUAGUGCAGCUAGUGCUGUAACAUUACUAACAAUGUCAGAUUUUACAAAAGGAAUGAUAAGUGGAAUUGUUGCAAUGAGUGGUAGCCCACUGUCUGCAUUUGCAGUAGACCCUGCGCCAAAACAAACAUAUCAAAAUAUGACUAUGUUACUAGGAUGUGAUCAAUCUGUACCAUUACAAGCAAUUAGAUGUUUACAAAUGUUAUCAAUCCAAACCAUUAUUAAUGCUGACUAUAAAUAUCAGAAUACAAAAUUAGGAAAAGAAGGAUACUUAACUGGAUUGGGUAGUUUGUUAAAUGUUGGUCCUGCCGUGGAAGGUCACAAUGAUGGCCGUUUUUUGCCAAAUUUCAUCCUAGAUUCACCACUACGUUUAUUGAAGAAACACAAAUUACCCAAAAUACCAAUGCUUACUGGUGUUAAUAAGUUAGAAACUAAAUCAGGAAUUUUGGGAAAAUACCGAAAUCAAGUUAUUGACAAUUUGAACAAAAUACCAGACUAUGUUAAUAAAGUUCUACCACAGAAAGUGCUCAAUACUAACACAGGAUUAUUCAAAAACGGAAGUGUAAAUAAUGCUCUAAAACACUUAUUUGAGAAUAUUGAUUACUUAAAUUUAUUCACAUCAAGACUUGAAACUGGGGUUAAAGAGUUUACAAAAGUUAUGCAGGGAACAACAGACGCAUUAUUCAACUUGCCGGCAUUCUUUACAUCACAUUUAUGGUCAACACGUAGCAGUGCAUACUUUUAUAGUUUUGAACAUAAGCCCAGCAUGAAAUCUCCAGGAAAAUGGUUUUUGCCAAGCAUAUUGGGAAAUCCCAAUAAAGAAGUAUCCAAAAAUGAUGGAACUAAUUCUCAACAUGUUGAAGAUAAUGGAGAGCCAGGCCAUGGAGAUGAAUUGAUAUAUUUGUAUGAUGUAAGGUCCAUUGAAGGUAAACAGAUUUCAGGAACUGAACUAAAAGAUAAAAAAGAUAUUGAAAUGAGAGAUAAUUUUACAUCAUUAGUAGCAGAGUUUGUAAAGAAUGGAAAACCAAAAUUAAAAAUAUUAGGAGACGAAUGGCCUUCAUUUACUUCUUCAAAACAAUCAGAUUAUGUUGUACUCGGUGAGAAUUCACGUAUUGAAAAUAAGUUCCGUUUUUGUGAAAUGGGAUUGUGGGGUGGCGUGCCAGACAUAUUACAAUCAACAUACUGCAACUUACCGGGAAUUUCUGAUAUAUUGAAAACAGUCCCAGAUUUAUUACAAAAUGGUGUGUUAGGCGAUGUUACAGAAGGGGCGGUUAAUUUACUAUCUCUAAACACAAUUGAUGGACUAUUAAAAAAUGGUAAUAAUGGAUUAUUAGGUACUAAUAAUAAUGGAUUAUUAAGUACUAAUAAUAAUGGAUUAUUAGGUACUCAUAAUAAUGGAUUAUUAGGUACUAAUAAUAAUGGAAUAAGAGGUACAUUAGGCGUAAAAAAACCAGAUGCCACUACCAAAACACCUAAUUUGAAUACACAAAAGCCAACUAAUAUAUUAAGUGGUCUUGGCGUGCUUGGAUAGUACACUGAACAACUUAUGUGUUUUGUAUUCUAUACUAAAUUAAAACAUAACAGUAAUUAAUAAUGAAUAUAUAUAUUUAGAUUUUAAUUUUGUCAAUUUAAUAAUAACAAUUAUACAACUUUAAUAAUAAUAAAUUAAAUAUAAUAAAAUACUUA
Molecule: messenger RNA, 2607 nt
Organism: Metopolophium dirhodum (rose-grain aphid)
Lineage: Eukaryota; Metazoa; Arthropoda; Insecta; Hemiptera; Aphididae
Product: fatty acyl-CoA hydrolase precursor, medium chain
Exons: 11
Coding region: 212-2452 (746 amino acids)
Source: RefSeq, a predicted model, not a curated record